This is a messenger RNA of Ziziphus jujuba (common jujube), 2044 nucleotides long. Its product is annotated as pentatricopeptide repeat-containing protein At4g21170. The record is from RefSeq and is a predicted model, not a curated record. The coding region runs from base 143 to 1864 and encodes 573 amino acids. Gene Ontology annotation, molecular function: protein binding. The transcript has a single exon. Lineage: Eukaryota; Viridiplantae; Streptophyta; Magnoliopsida; Rosales; Rhamnaceae.
AGAAAAAGAAAAAGAAAAUGAAAAGGGCAAGACCUUUUUUAUUAUUUAUUUUUUUUUGGGGGUUUUAAUUGGUAACGCCUACAUAUUUUUCUGCUGCGAUGUUGAACUGGGGCUCAGCAUAUCCAUUCGCUGAACACAGCAAAUGCUUCGACACAAAGCUAAUCAUCAAAUCUCCAAGGCAUUUUCAACAUCUUCUAAAGGUUCUCUCAGUUGGAGAACCCAGAUCAAGCAAAACCAGCUAGCCUACCAAAUCUCUUCCAUUCUCUUACAAAGGCAUAAUUGGGUAUCAUUCCUGCAAACCCUCAAUCUUUCCCCCAAAUUAACCCACCCUCUGUUUCUCCAAAUCUUACACAGAACCCAAACACACCCACAAAUUUGUUUAGGAUUCUUCAAUUGGGCUAAAUCAAAUUUAGGGUUUGAAGCAGACCUCAAAUCCCACUGCCAUAUUAUCCAAAUCUUGCUCGGGUCGGGCCUUUCCGGUUCUGUUAAACCCCUGUUCGAUAAUCUGGUUCGAACCUACCCUGCAUCAGUGCUUGUGGAUUCCAUUAAUCGAUCAUCUAAAGGUAGAGAUUCUCAAUCUAAUUCUUUAAGCUUUGUUCUUGAAAGCUAUUCAAAGAAGGGCAUGUUUAGAGAAGGCUUGGAGGUUUAUGCGAAAAUGAGAUUUCAAGGUUGUUCCCCUUCAAUUAGUGCUUGUAACGCACUUCUUGAGGCCAUACUGCGAGAGGGUGAGAUUGGAUUAGCAUGGUGCUUUUAUGGUGCUAUGAUUCGAAAUUGGUUUUUACCUAAUCGAUUUACAUGGUCACUGAUUGCGCAGGCUUUUUUCAAUAGUAAUAAGUUGGAAAGAAUUACUAGAAUUGUAGAAAUGGGUAUUCAUAGUUCGGUGAUACAUAAACUUCUUAUUGAUGGUUAUAGCCAAAGUGGGAAUUUCGGAGCUGCAUUUGAUUGCUUAAACAAGAUGUCUGAUAGAAAACUUGGGACAAGUUUUGGUACCCAUGUCUCAAUCCUUGAUGGGGCAUGUAAACAUGAAGAUUCUGAAGCAGUUGAAAAGAUAAUGAACAUUAUGGUUGAGAAGGAACUUCUUUCUAAAAGUCCUUUGUCCGAAUACGAUUCACUACUUGUGAAGCUCUGUGACUUGGGUAAAACUUACGCGGCAGAGAUGUUCUUCAGGAAAGCUUGCCAUGAGAACAAUGGAUUAAGGGAUACUACUUAUGGCCGUAUGCUAAAGGCAUUGUCUGAAGAAGGGAAAAUUGACAAAGCAAUCCGGAUAUACAGUCUGAUUUCUGAAAAGGGUAUCAAGGUGAACGAUAGUAGUUAUAACUCAUUCGCAAGUGUUCUUAUCAAGGAAGACCAGCACGAGGAGGGACGUGAAUUGUUGAUGUAUAUUAUGAGAAGAGGAUUUAGUCGUUGUGCAUCUCAAUUGUCUGCAUUUAUAGGGCUUUUAUGUCGUAAAGGGAAUUGGAGAGAAGCAGAGGAAAUGUUGAGUCUGAUAUUAGAGAGUAAGAAAUUACCGGAUUCUUUUUGCUGUUGCUCUUUGGUGGAGCACUACUGCUCUACAGGACAGAUUGAUAAAGCUAUGACAUUGCAUGAUAAGAUGGAAAAAUUGGAUGCGAGUCUGGAUGUAGAAACUUAUAAUGUGCUUCUCAAUGGCCUUUUCUUUGAAAGAAGGAUGGAAGAAGCGCUGAGGAUAUUUGGUUAUAUGAGAAGGCACAAAAUGCUAAACGGCAGAAGUUUUACAAUUAUGAUAGGAGGGCUUUGUGGUACGAACGAACUCAGAAAAGCCAUGAAAAUUCAUGACGAAAUGUUGAAGAUGGGUCUUAAACCUGAUAAAGCAACUUAUAAACGUUUAAUAUCAGCGUUUAAGUAAAACUUCAUCGCAGUUUGAAGUAUUCUUAUCGUUUGGUCCUUUAUGUAAUAUCACCCUCUUUAUUUAGAAAGAUUUUACAAUAUGGGAUCUGAAAUUGGCUAACUAAACUUGAUAUUGGUUCUCAAAUCCUCCAAAGGAAAUGUUUUUUGAGAAAUAAAAACUGUGUACUUCCUUUCCUCA